UCAACACUGCUUCUCAAUCUUUUCUCGUGUUGUUUAAGAAACCUCUCCAGAACUAUUUCACCUCACAGCAGUAAAUUGAUCUAGGAAAGGAACCAAUUCUAAGGAAUUUACACGUGCUAUUACAAUUCAUGGAAUACUUAUGAAGCAAUGGCUAUGAUCUCUCGCUCUGAAGGAUUCGCCAAUGCCUUCUUGGCCUUCUUGAAUCCUAACCAGGAUAUUAAGGACAUCACAGAAGCACCGCCAAUUUCUCAGAAACUCUCCAUUCCCUUCAAUGCAGAACCGCCAAAGCCAAAGAGAGGAAAAAGGAAACAGAAAACAGCCGAUGAUCUUUUGGAUGAAGAUGACAUCCCAGUGCUGAAUAUCAUUCCCAAUCGACAAGAAGGGCAGGAAAGUGAAGUCGUAGAUGAUCCACCACCUCAAGAAGAGAUAGCAUAUAAGACAUCCAAGAAACGCGGAGCCAUUCAAGCCUCCAAAAAGACGCCAUCUCCGAGAGGCCGAGCUAAAAAGACCGAGGAAGUAGAGGAAGAAACCAUAGAAUCCAAAGGAGAGGAUGAAUCCGAUGAAGAGGAUGAAUCCGAUGUAGAAGAAGUGACAAAAGAACUUACCGAUGGCAGUGACUUCGAAGUUGAAUUGAAGGAAGCCCCGAACAGGCGGAAUGUCUCCACCAGACGCAGCGCAAGAGUAACUCGAAAAUCUUUCGCCCAUUUAUUAAAAGAUGACGAUACCGAUGAAACAGAUUCCGACGACAUCGUUGAAGUGCCUUCCAGUCCCAUCAAGGGCAAAGGCAAGCCUAGCAGUCCGAUCGCCAAGUCCCAAAACGAUGCCAAGAAGCAAAUUCAUGACGCAAAAAAUCCCAAGGAUGCACCCAAAGCAAAAACAGCUUUGACCAAAUCCAAACAGACUGGACGACGACAGUCGCUUGCGUCUAAAGUCGGUUCAUCGAAUCAAAGCAAUGAUUCUGCAGAAGAAAACACCGUAAAAAAAGAGGAAGAAUCAACGCAAGUACUUGAUGGACCCGCCCAGAACAAAACCGUCAUUGAGAAUACGAGAGGACGAAAGAGAAAAGUAGACCCAACGAAAGAAAACCCUCAACCACAGCCAAUUUCUCAGGCUGAGACUGAUGUUCGACCUAGAAGUGUAAGAGCCAGACAGCCAACGAGAAAAGUGUCAAUGGACUUGGACGACGAACCUUUGGCUAAAUCUGUUAGGAUGUCGAAAAGUGCACGGAAACAAAAUUCCCUUGCAAAGACCCCGGAAAAAGAUGUUCAAGAACUCAAGAAGAGUACUUCCAAGCAAUCUGAUGACCACAAGUUGCAGAAAUCCACACCAACUUUAAAGAUAAAGCCUCAAGCUGGACUUGAAAUACGGAAAAUCGAAGAAAGAACAGAAACUCCCAGCAAACGUGAAAGAACUCUCAAAGUAGGCGAAUCUGAAUCGAAAUCACCUGAAAACUCAACUGGCUUCCAAUCUCAGUCCAGCACUUCUGUCACUUUCCCCUCUAAAGCACAGUUGGCCGACCAACUUGCUGAAAACGCUGCCAAGGAUGCCAAUCUUAAAUCCUCCUCCAAUGUUGUCGCCAUCACUUGCUCGAGAUGCGCGAAAAGCGUUGCCACUGAGCAAGAGCUUAUGUCACAUUUCAAUGAAGUCCACAGAGCAGAGAUACUCAAAGCCAAUCAAUCAAAGGUCAAAAUCAAAUCCAUGACCAAACUCCACGCCUGUCCCCAUUGUCCCUACAAGACCGAAUGGGAAAGCAGUCUUGGGAUUCAUUUGAAAUUGUCACACGGGAACGCCCCCAAGACUUCUAAAACAAUGACUGGGGAUCUCUGAUUAUUGUCCUUACUCGAGCUUCGCACAUCCUAGAAUCUAGAGGUUGCUUCUUGUUUGGAACUAACCAACUAAAAUCGCAUUUAUAUGUCGCUCUUAGUGAUUCUAUCACAAAUGAUUAUUUCCGAAAAACGAUAUCUCAAUAUAUUAAAGUCUAUCUGUACCGGUAAUUUGAAUCUGAAAAUAUGGGCGCUUAGAUUUACUCCCGGGACGAUCUAAAGCGGAAAUUCCCAUG
This is a messenger RNA of Tigriopus californicus, 2059 nucleotides long. RefSeq names its product muscle M-line assembly protein unc-89-like. NCBI's taxonomy places the organism in Eukaryota, Metazoa, Arthropoda, Copepoda, Harpacticoida, Harpacticidae. The transcript has 3 exons. The coding region runs from base 148 to 1827 and encodes 559 amino acids. The record is from RefSeq and is a predicted model, not a curated record.